Messenger RNA from Linum trigynum, 549 nucleotides. The record is from the annotation of a GenBank genome assembly. Lineage: Eukaryota; Viridiplantae; Streptophyta; Magnoliopsida; Malpighiales; Linaceae.
AUGCUCGUCCUCUUCGUCUCCCUCUGGGCAUUCACCGAGCUCCUCGUGAUUCCGUCCUUCCGCCGCCACUACCUCCCCAAAUCCCUAACGAUCCCGCAGCAGAUCUGCCUCUGCCGCCUCCACGUCUCCCUCAAUCUCGGCCUCUUCCAGCCCAGGUUCCUCGUCGCCUUGCUCUACCUCGUCAAAAUCUCCGUCAAGAAGAGAACGCCGCGCGGAUCUCGCGCCGUCCUCUCCAUCUCCGCCACCUGCUUGCCGGCGCUCCUCCUCCAGCUCGUUUUCAUCUUCGGCGCCUCCUCCGGCCUCUUCUGCCUCCCGCCCUUCUUCAAUCAGAGCUAUCUCCUCCCCCGCAUCGUCAUUUCCCCCAACAACAAGAUCUCCAUCGCUGGGUUCACCCCUCUCGUCACCAUCUUCGUCGCCGACUUCUACACAGGGGUCAUCGACGCCGCCAUUACCGAGCAGUGUUACAAAGAGAAGUACCGGGAAGAACACCCGGAGGAAGUUGUGCCUCUGAUGACAAUUAUAAAAUUUAUGGUCUUGGAAUUGUUUUGA